AUGAACCAAAACAAACGCAAAAGAGACGAGAACAUGGCGGAUGCAGGCAAGCCCGAGCAGCCGACCGGCCCAUUCAUUGCCAUGUUCGAAGGCUUCCGAAAAGAGCUGGACGAGCAUCACGAUCGACGCGAGAGGAUCAUCAAGGCGUCGAGAGACAUUACCGCCUCGAGCAAGAAGAUAAUCUUCACCCUUCAAAGAGUGCGAAACAUAGGCCAACCAGUCCCACCCUUUGUCAACAAAUCAAACGCACAGUACUGGGAAACAAUCCAAAAGCAGUACUCCAGCAUUGCCUCGGACCUGCAGUCACUUAACGCGCACCGCUACGCGCACAACAUCACCGGCGGUAACCAAGAAUUCAUCGAAGCGCUGACUUUCCACCACUACCUGGAGACGCAAACGCUGAUCUCAUACGACGAUGCCAAAGCCAGGAUCGCCUCCAUGAGCAAAGGCGAGGCGAAAGAAGGAGCUGCGCAAGACGAUACUGCCGCCGUCCCCUUGAGCCCCGAGGACUACAUCCUGGGCAUCUGCGACAUGACAGGCGAGCUAAUGCGAUUCAGCGUGACCUCCAUGGCCACGAACGGAAAAUUGCCCGCCGGCCGCGCAAAAGCCACACCGUCCUCCAAAUCGCCGGCGACGGCCGGAGAUGCAGACAAGAUGGACAUUGACUCUUCAACACCCGCAGCAAGCGAGAUACAGACGCCGAGGACGGUGCUGGAUGACUUGCGCACCAUCAGACUGCAGCUCGAGAUGUUCGAGGCGCCGGGCGGGCCGAAGUGGGUUAGCGAGCUUGAGACGAAGAAGAUGCCCGUCAUGCGUGAGUGUGUUGACAAGGUGGAGAAAGCGCUGUAUGGACUUACGGUCCGAGGGUCGGAGAGGCCGAAGGGGUGGAUGCCAGACAUGAGCAGCGAUCGGAGGGCGGAGGUGGAGAGUUAUUAG
Messenger RNA from Ascochyta rabiei, 936 nucleotides. RefSeq lists its product as uncharacterized. Gene Ontology annotation, cellular component: nucleus; cytoplasm. Gene Ontology annotation, molecular function: RNA binding; RNA endonuclease activity; sequence-specific DNA binding. The record is from RefSeq and is a predicted model, not a curated record. The coding region runs from base 1 to 936 and encodes 311 amino acids. NCBI's taxonomy places the organism in Eukaryota, Fungi, Ascomycota, Dothideomycetes, Pleosporales, Didymellaceae. The transcript is spliced from 3 exons.